UUUCAUCACCGGGCGAUGCUCUCCGCAUUCUCGUUUCGUCUCUUUUCCAGGCUUUUCCAGGACAAGGCCAGCUUUCACUCGGCUCGCCACCAUGUCGACUGCUUCCAGCUCCGCUACUUGGAAGCUUAGCUCGCGACACUUUUCUACUCUUCCAUGCUGCAAAGACCUCAUCACAAACACCUCCUCAUUACAGCAAAUACUGACUGUUCGCCCUCCUUCUGCGGCCAUAUCACCCGACAUCCCCACCCACUCCCGAAUUGCCGUCCCCGCAGAGGCAACAUGGCAGCCCCUGUGGUGUUAUUGUUCGGCUCUCCUCCUGACUUGAAACUAUCAGCUGAACGGAAUCACGGAAGAAAACACCCCUCCCACCUGACCGCCUCUUCUCGGAAAAAGAAGCUGGCCAAAUUAUUGCAAUCACAAACCCAAGCUGUCGGAGCUGCCCAGGCCGGACAAGAGAGAAGGAGCAGGAAGGGUCUUGCAUACGAAGUGGUUGAAGUUGGGGAGGAUGAGGUUGAGCUCUUUCCAAUCUGCAUGGUGGAUUGGCCGCUGACAGCUUGUAAAUUCGGCGCCGCCGCUCUCGGUAUUCUAUCCUCCUUCGUCGCAUCCGAGCCUGCUGAGACUCGUACCCAGUGCUUUGCCCGCAAAGUCUCUCUCGGAUACUGCCGUCGUCAUAGUUCUGGACUGAACGAAACCACAGUCAAUGGUGAGCUAGACCUCUUCACGGAUGAUGUCAAUUGGGCAUCCGAGGUAGGCGACAGGGGUGAGGUAGAAGAGCUGCAUGAGCGACUAGUGCAACACUCGCAGCGUUAUACCAAGCCGUCACCCGCCAUUGUUGGUACGACAGCGUAUGCUAGUGUCGGGCCUCUGUUACCACUUGGCUCACGUACCUUGACACAAAGCGUUCGUCAUCUCUCAACAAUUCCUAUCGUUGUGGUGUGCGCGACUACCGAUCAUAUGGAUAAUGCUGCCGAAGAUGUGGGAGUGAAAGGUGGACAUUGGAAAGAAAAGACAGAUCGAGCACAGCAGGUACUGAGAACUGUCUGUUUGGCCUAUGGCGCCGCUCUGUACUACACUGCCCCUACCCAGCCUACGACAUACGCUCUCCUGAAGAGCUAUCUCCUCCACAGACUGUAUACCGUCCCGCCUCCACUAAUUCCGCCGCCAACCUCCCCAAACACCGUAUCCGCACCCGCCAUCGUCGGCUCUACCAUAUUCCCCUUCAACCACCGAGCCAACGCGCUUGACAGAGAUGCUGUCUUGGUACCCAGCGGAUGGGAUAGUUGGGGCAAGAUCGAUGUUUUGAGAGAUGGUUCCGACACCGCACUGGUGGAGAAGGGUUGGAAAGUCAGCUUGAGCAAUGUAUUGCCCAGUCUGCGGGUCGAGAGCCUGAAGAGGAUAAUGGAGAACCUCUCGAAGAGUUCUGGCAGGUGCUUCUUCCUUCCUUCUUACCCGAGUCCUCUCAAAUCUUCCUUUGCCGUCAACUCGACCUCCUCAUCAAAGACCCCAACCGAGACCCCCGCCAACCUUUCCGCCAUGCCGCUUCCGCCACCUAAUCCUCCAACGUUCCCUCUGCUACCAAUCCCGGCGCGAGUGGGUUCGGCAAUACCGCCGUGGGACCUAUGGGCGGUGCUGCCGAGGGUUUGA
Messenger RNA from Cryptococcus amylolentus CBS 6039, 1644 nucleotides. RefSeq lists its product as hypothetical. The record is from RefSeq and is a predicted model, not a curated record. Lineage: Eukaryota; Fungi; Basidiomycota; Tremellomycetes; Tremellales; Cryptococcaceae. The transcript has 8 exons. Gene Ontology annotation, biological process: microtubule-based movement; microtubule cytoskeleton organization. The coding region runs from base 154 to 1644 and encodes 496 amino acids. Gene Ontology annotation, cellular component: centrosome; cytoplasmic dynein complex. Gene Ontology annotation, molecular function: dynein heavy chain binding.